AAGACAGCAGUAUUCGAAGACUUUGAGUUGAACAAGUUGAGGUCAGGUAGUGCGGGUCACAAAUUCAAAUAAAAAUCCAGAAGAGUCAACACAACAAGAUGUACUUACUCGUACUCGUCCUCGUUUCUUCCGCCCUUUCGCUUUGCCGAUAAGUUGAGCGGCAACCAAAAAAUCUUCCGUAUAUUGAAGAUGAUGACUAAGCCCAUGGCUAAGCAAAUGGAAGUGCCGUUCACUCCCACGCGGCCGGUCGCAUCGAGCCGCGGAGUUGCACUCAGGCGCUCUUGUCUGUCUGCCGAAUUUGGUUAAGAAUUUGGUUAAGAGUGCUUGUUUCCUUCUUGUGUGGGCUGAACCACGAGGACCAGCUGUAAGAAGUCUUCCGGGUGGUUUCUUGCGUCGACGACUAGAAUCGAUUUGCAUAGUACCGCCGGAGGAGUAGAGCUAGAGCUCCUCAACAGAGCUCAUUUCUUUGUGCACGACCCGAGGAAACUAGCUCGUGCGACUUGCCGUCUGCCGACCAGCUCUACUUCAUCGAAGCAUGAACUUCGAUGGGUCAGGAACGAAUUGGGUGUUUCCCAUGCCCGGCUCGGGGCAGUUUGGGAACAGUCAAAUGGCCGGGGCCGGGAGCCAGCAGCUGGGUGCGGCGAACCCCGGGAUGGCAGCCGGGCAGCAACAGAUGAUGCAGCAGCAACAACAGCAGAGUCUGAUGAUGGGCGGCGCUGCGAUGUCGAACCAGCAGUACACAAUUGAAUGGUAGUACUCACACCCAUAUCUUCAUGCUCGCAAAUGUUGUUCUACACGCAUCGUUUUCAUGUGUAUAAACGUCUAUAGUCUGUCAUGCCAUGAGUUUUUAGUUACCAUGAUGCCGCGACCUGGUCGCGAACAGGCAUUCAUUCCAUUUGGCGUUUUGCAUCUCUUCGCGAUGUGCAGACAAAUGUAAGUACACGAAUCUGUUAUGGUUGUGGAUUUCUGUGGGAUAAGGAGCAGAACAUGCUGAUGGCCGCAAACCAGCAGCAGAUGAUGCAGCAGCAACAGAUGCAGCAGAUGCAGAUGCAGCAACAGAUGCAGCAGCAGAUGCAGCAACAACAGCAAACCACGGCCAACAUGCCAAUGCAGCCCCAGCCACAGCAACAAGCGGCGAUGAUGAACCAGCAAAGCGCCAUGAUGAACCUGAACCAGAACGCGCUCUCCAUGACACCGCAACCGAAUGCGAACGCCCAGCACUAUGCAUUUUUACAGAAAAUAUGGCUGGGUCUGGAGCUGUGAUGCGAGAUUUCGAUUUGUAUCCAGGGUGUCGCCGCCUGUAAGAAUCACUACAGAUGUAGAAGUUGGGGGCUCGGUAGCGCUACUUAGCGCGCUCGCGCAAUCUCUUAUAGGCAUGACAAAUGUCCAGACCCAGACCACAAAGUUCCAGUUGAUAAGCAGCAGCUCGCGGCGAAUGGAAUGCUGUUUAACAACCAGGUGCAGCUCCCACCAAGUCCGCAGAUUGGCAACCAAAACAGUGGCCAACAACUGAACGCACAAAACGGUGGAAACAUGAUGCGUGCAGGCGGUGGAGGAGUGGGACAGCAGCAGGGCGGAUCUGCACAACAGCAACAGGUUGCGAACAUGCAACAGCAGCAGAUGCAGCAGCAACAGCCGAUGCAGGGCACAAACCUCCUGCUAAACACGUCCGGAAUGAGUCAAAAUGGAGGAGGCAACAUGCAGCAGAUGCAGGUGCAGCAACUCCAACAGCAAACUGCAGCGCCACAGCAGAACACGAUUGCCACGCCCAAUGGUCAGCAGGUGAGCCAGGGGAUGUUGAACAUGAACAUGCCCAUGAACGGUCAACAGCAAGGCGUCGUACCGGGACAGCAGCUCGCCCUCGGAGGAGGCGCCGGGAACAUGCAGUCACAGCAAAGCAGCAAACAGACAAACAAUUUCCAAUUGGGCAACAUGAACCAUAAUCAAGCCGGGGCAGUUCAAAUGCAGCCGAUGGACCCAAACAGCCUGGCUCAGCAACAGCAGCAGCUCAUGAAUCUCAACCAAGGGAUGCAAUUUUCCGUAGGCAAUCCAGGACAAUUGGGAGGAGGUGGUGCUGCGGCUACAAACACGAGCGGAGGCCAGCCGCAGAUGGCUGGCGGAGCGGGAGGUGCUCCAACGGGUACCCCCUCCAUGAGCAUGCUGCAACAGAAUGCGAGCCCCUUCCUGCCACAGCAAAGCCAAACGCAAGCAGUCAUGGGCGGGCAGCUGCAAAACCUAGGAGCUGGUGUCAACGGCGGCUUCAGCAUGAACAACGCAAACACUGGGCUUAGCAAUCUUCAGCAACAGGUGAACAAUGCCGGCAUGACGUCCUCGCAACCCAGUACAACGACGCAACUGCAACCGAACGUGCCUAAUUUUGUUCCAGGUGCAGGUUUGCAAAACCUCCAGAAUUCGGGUCUGCCCCAGACUUUGCAGCAGCAGCUCGUGCCUGGUGGAGGCAGCGGAAAUAAUACUUCCGGCGGGGCAUCAUCCAACAUCGGCGGUCUUAGUAACCAGCACCUCGGAGGAGCAGGUGGUAACAACGGGCCAACAUCAAGGAACAACCUGAACAAUAGUCUGUCUGGUGCCCAGCAACACAUCGCCGGUGGCCCGAAUAGCGGCACGCCUAACCUAUCGGGCGGACCGCAGCUCCAGAUGGGCGCGAAUACGGCGCAAAACGCCCCUGGGGGGCAGCAACAGCACAAUUCAUACGGCGGUAAUCCGGGCCAACCACAGCAAUACGGCGGUGGAAGUAGUGGCAAUGCCAAUGCCCAACAGCAGCAGCAUUACGGCAUGGGAGGUGGUGGCAAUGCUUUCUCGACCUCGAGCAGCGGGGCCGCCAGCGGCGCACCACCACCCCCGCAGCAGCAGCAGCAGCAUGUUGGCGGCGGCAACAAUAAUUCGGGGAAAAACAAUCAGUUCGGCAACGCCGGCAAGGGACGCAACUCCGGAAAACCGCAGGGCGGCGGGAACACCGCCGGCGGUGGCGGAGGAUCGUACAACGCGACCAGCAACCUCGAGUCACAAUACCAUCACGCCGGCAAUGGCGGUGGCGGAUCAUACGCUAGCUUAGAUCACCAACACCACGGCGACGGCAGAAAUCCGCCGGGUGGUGGGAGUAGUACCUAUGGACCCGGCUCCGACAACAUGAUGCGAGGUAGUGGUCAGGGAUCCUCAUAUCACGAAAACAACAUGAAGGGUGGGGGCGGAGGCGGCCGCCGAAAUUUUGAAAAAGGCGGGUAUGGAAAAGGUGGCAGCCGUCAGGAUCGCUACAACCAGAAUCGCGACGAAGAGUACGGCUACUACAAUUACGGCGCACGGCAAAACGGCGGAGGCUCCGUUUUCGGGGACCGCGGAACUCAGGGCCCAAACCAAUCCGGGUUUCUCGACCAGAGUGGCAAGAGGUACCGUGCAUCAAUAAGUCCAUAUUCUUAAAAAAGCAGAAUGAAUUUCUUUAUACGCUCCUCAUUCUCUGUAGGAAAGAAGGGACCACCAGCGGUGCUCUAAUAUCGUCAUCAACAUCCACCUUGGAGGACUGAUUGUAGGACACAAGAAAAAGCAGGAGCGCACCAUCGAGGUGUCGUUGUUUAUUUCUUUCCGCGCGUCGCAAUUCUAAAACUAAAUCUGACUCAAAUUGUCAAGAGGAAGAGGUGCACACGCGUAAGUAUGAUUCUUCUUUUUUUCCUUAAGGUUGCAUGCGGGUGGCAUUCAUUCCGGGUCAGAUCCUCGUGGCCUAAAGGACAAUAUGCCCGCCAACACGAUGAUCAAUUGCCCCAAGCGGCCCGUCCCCAACCCCCCGCCCGCGCUCGUGGUGCCCUGGGGCGCCAAACCCAGCAGUUUCCCCGACCUUGGUAUCGUAAGGGAAAUUCCCCCCCACCUCCGCAUGUUCAAAAGGCGAGGACUGGUGUUGCUGGAGAAUUUGUGUACACGAACAACCAAGUCCAAUUGUCACGUCUUCAGAUGCCAAGUGAUGUUGUGGAUCCUAGUGCAGCCAGGCUCCAUCUCCAUGUUCAACACGACAGAGACUAACUGUCUUGCCCAGAAUAGCGUGACGAAUAGCCUUCUAGCAACCCAGGCCGCCAGCGCGUCCCGUUGCCUUCUAGCAACACAGCUCGAUUUGUGUACGCAAGCCGCGCAUCACAAAUCGUAUUUUUAUGAGUAUGGGGAGGGGGGAAUUUUCCUCACAAUUCUUGGCGCCGACGAAGACGACGAGCUAGCAGAGAUCAUGAAAAGCCCUCUUAUCUACUGCAAAUGAAUAUCUGCGGGUCUGGAAAGUUGUCUGACAAAGUGGCCAGAGUAUGAGCAUGAAGCCAAGCAUCAUGUUGACACAUUUUGUUUUGAGCGGUCCUGUGGUGCGCAGCACAUUGGCUAAACUGCUUUUCCUUUUUAUACAUGACACAGAAACAGCGCUAUUCCGCAACACGAACACGCAGUACAUGAGAAUUUGGGAGUAUAGUCAGGAGUUGAGCGCUACAGAUCUUGCAUUCUUCCAGACCGAGACAUAUUUGCAGUGAAUACCUCGCCGAAACAUGCAAUUGCGACUGUAUUUUUUCGAUGUAUCUAGAUUUUAUCAAGCUAGGGUCCUCGUCUCUGCCUACAUGCUUUUGCUCCAGAGGGGAGCUAUUCCAAAAGUGGCAGAAGUCGUGAAGCUUUUGAUAGCCGACUUGUGGUAGAUUGUGUCGAGAACACGGUCCCCGUGGUUUUUUACUUUUGUUGUGCCGCAUCUGGAAAACCAGCGAUCAUCUCUGUGCACGACGAAGAUGCACCAUUUGUUUCCCGACACAACAGGUACUACCCGCCUACCAGCCUGCCACAAGGCUUUGACCAACAGGUGGAAGAGUACGAGCGGACCGGGCGAAUCUACAUGACCACCAAUCCAGCCUCGUUUGUGGGCGGCGCGUACCCGCGCAAGCGCAACGAGGUGUUGCAGGAGUUCGGGUCAAAUUGGGAGCGAACAAAGUACCGGGAAUUCAACAAAGCUGCCAUCGAUAAAGAGAAAACAGGUAUUUGUAAUUUUGAAGUUGUAGUACCCUGGACGAGGCCGCCACAGGCACCGACUCGUGGUCACCUGCUUCUUCUACUGUUUGAUGUUCAUGAUCUCCUUGUUGUUCUCUCCUUUGAUACGAAGUGAUAUUUCAUCCCUUUGAGUUGUAUUUUCUUUCAACGAUAUUAAAUAUACGAAACUGGAUGAACAGACGGCUCCACCACAUCGUUUUAUGGGUACGGCUAUCCGAUAGUGCGGCAGGGGGGCUACCCGGUGGAGCGGUAUGAAUCCCCGCCGACCGACGGCGGCGCGUCCUUCUACAUCGGGCCGCAUAUCAAAUGCAAAAAUGUCUGGGUCUGGGAGGAUGGAACUUGUCAUGCUAAAUCUGAAUCAUGCAAGCAAUCUGUGUUGCGUGAUUACCAACAGCCGUCGUUUUUUACCAAGUUGAAAGGGAAUUUCUCAUGCAGGAUAGGCAUGCUAGAGAUCUCACAGAGUUUGUCAUGCUAGGCGCUGCAUUCCAGACCUCAUGAGUCAUAGAAAACCUGCAUGACAAACCUGGCAAUCUUCCAGACCCAGACACUUUUACAGUUGAUACCGCAGGACUGUCUGCAACUCGUCACGUUUGUGAAUGAAGAGCAGGGAUGGCAGGAACCGGACGCGUAUCAAAAGGAAAAGUCCCCCCUCCCCAUAUCGGAAAGGCACGUCUCAGAAAAUUUGCAAUGCUGAUUUGUGACCACAAAUCGUCUCUGUCUUGCAAGAACGCAACUCCGCAGGCCCCGCCGCAUUCUGCAAGCGGUUUGUGAUGCUGUUGGCCCUACAGACUAGACGUUUGCCAUGCUUAGCGCCUAGCCCAGAGCCUCCCCACUCAGGCACAGCAUAGGCCUGCAGUCCUCUCUAGAAAGACAAAUCUGAUUUGUGUACGCAAAUCCAGCAUCAGAGGCUUCGUUUUGAUAUGGGGAGGGGGGAUUUUCCCUUUUGAUAACGCGGGGCGUGUGUUCGAGGUGAUGGGCGGCAUGGAGCGAUUUGCGAUUUUGACGGACCGCGAGCCGGUCACGUGGGGCUCCGGGCCGUCCGCCGAACUGUACUACGCGCCCGACUUUGAAACCGAACGGAGCUACUUCCACCCCGAGCGUGCCACCCUGCGCGCGCAACAGGCCUUGAACCCCCCCGAGUCCUCUGGCGCAGGAUCUGCAAAUAGUAUGAAGAGGUCGGGCAAAGGUGGCAACCACGCGGAGAAUUACGACAGUUACGAUCAGCACCCCGGCGGCAACAACAGCGGUAUGCUGUCCCGGGGCGGGAGCUCAGGUGGGCCGGGCGGAGGCGGAGCAGGAAACAGUUACAAUCAGGAUCUUCAACCUCCCGGGCAACACCUUGGCGGUGGUGGAGGUGCAAGAUGGAACAACAAAAACGAGAACUACGGAAACCAGCAGAACAUGGCGUCCUACAAGGGCGACUAUCAUCAAGGGAAUGGAGGCCCUGCUCCAGGCGGUGUCUCGGCGACAUACAACGAGCAUCAGCGUUUGCGUGUAUCCACUGGUAAUGUACUUACACAUGUCUGGGUCUAUACUUGAUGAAAGGCAGGAAUUGAUACGUAUGAGGUUACGACGCUAGUAUGCAGAUACUAUCCGCGAGGUGGAUACUGUCUGUUGACGCAUCGUAGGUAUUCGAAGUGAGCGCAGCGUACCUGAAUGUAGUUUGCUCUUUUCCCGUCCCUGACAUGUUUGCGAAGAUGCAUAGCAUGACCGCGACUACAACAAUGCGCCCCCGCGAGGACCACAGAAUGAGCCAAACUUUCCGCCGAACAACAGAAACAACUUUCAGUCGAACCGAAAUGGCGGAGGGGAUCACCCCCAGUUUCUGCUGAACAACCCGUCAAACCACGGAGGCCAAAUGAUGAACAACCCAGGCGGGGGAAAUAAUGGCAGAGUAUCCAAUGCAAGCGAAUCGCAACUACUUGAUCGAGGAGAAAUGUUGGCAGCAAAAAGGGCAUGUGUCCUGCAUGCAGCGAAUGAGUAGGCAACGCAUGAGAGUUUGGUUUACGAAUUGGUAGUACCGGUAGUGCGGUAAUAUUACAAUGUCGACGAGCAGUUAUGCGAGGUUUUUUGCAUAGGAUACAAAGGCAUGCAAAACAACUCCGGGAAUGCCGAUGUAAAAAUGUUGAACAGCGACAACGGGUAUGGGAGCGGUAACUACAACAGCAACAAUAAUGCGACGUCUUAUAACAACUACAAGGAACACAAGAAUGAGUUCGGCCGGAACAACGGGAACCAGCACUAUGGCUUCAACAUGCCAGGGGACCAGCCGCGCGACGGGAGCAAGUAUGGGCGGAGCGCAAACAUGGGUGGUGACGGUGUGAUGAACAACAAUUAUGUACAGCAACAAGGCUAUAACCAGCCCCCACGAGCGGCACACCACGGCCCCGGUAACACAAGUAAACUCGGGGCUUUCUCGAAGGAGGGAGGCAAUAAUAUCCGCGACAGCAACCGUGGCGGCGGAGUGGGAGGACCUGCGUCCGGGUCCUCGCAAUACAACAGCAGCCUUGGCGGCGGCCUGUCGGCGGACCAUUUGCCUAUGGACUCAAUAUCCUCGCAGCUCACCGGCAGUCCACCGCCCAACAGCGCACGCCUACCGCCAUCGUCGAGCUUUAGCACGGCCUCGCAGAAGACCGGUGAUUACAACCAUGGCGGGAGCAGCAGUACCUCCUCGAACUUCGGCGACGGAUCUUCCUACAAGGCCGACAGCAACAUACUGCCCCCACCCAGUCUGCCAAACACGGGCGGCAGCUCAAGCAAAGGUGGAGACAACUUCGGUGGGAAGCGACCCUCACCGAACCACAGCAGGUACAAAGCAAUAAAUUGGGUAGCAGUGGUAGAAUUUAUACCUGUGCUAUACUUUUUCUUCUUGUACUCCGCAGCUUUAAUUCAAGAGUCCGUGCCUGGUGUCUCUGUCUGCAAGCUAAGAAAUAGCGAAUCUGGCUGCGCCCAGUGUUAGGAAAAACAUCAAUGGGAAGAUAGAGAAUCUUUCGCAGGUAUGGCUCCGAAGCAGGGAAUGGGAAAGAUGGGAACCGCGAAGAAAGGCGCGCGGCCCGUGAAGAGCGCAGAAUGGCGGGCCGGGAUGAGGUAAUCGCCAUUCUUCUUCCUCUUGUGCGAAGAAUUAUACUGAAUUGUGUAUGUGAUAUAAGUAAAACAGUCCCAAGCUCAAUAAGUCAACCGCGCUGUGAUGCCGGUGGACAUUAUCAACCCUGUUUCGCUUCUGCUGCGUUCUAGCCAGCAACAGGUCGUGCUCGUGAUGCAUGAUUCAAUCGAAUGAGAAUUUACUCUACAGUGGGCAUCGACCGGUGCGCGCGGUACACACAAUGGCGGAAGCAACUGGAACAAUAAUGAGCGGGGAAGCGGUGGGGGCGGAAGCAGCUACAACAAUGGUAACUACACCAAACGACAAGGCGGGAAAGGCCGCGGCAAGGAUCGUUCUUACCAUUGGGAGGAGGAAAGAACAACGACAACUGCUUCCAACUCGUUUGUAGGGCAGAGUAGCAGCAACAGCAAGCAGGACAGUCUGGCAUACCAAUAGCGUACCGCAACCUACGGACUCAGUUCGCUGUUUACUCUGUGCAGCCGCCCUUAUCAAGCUUAUUCAAAUGAAUAACGUACAGAGCCCUUUUCUUGCAUACCUCAGUGCGAACAAUAGUGGGUCUAGAAGAUGACGAGCCUCCUCCCAAACUUCAUGUUUUAAUGCCGCGCCAAUCCGAUUUCAAAUCGUGGCAUGACUAGAGGCCUAGAUUUUUGUACAUGGACCGUGACCUGCUUUUUUUUCUUUUCCGUAUCAACGCCUUUUAUUCUUCUUCUGCUUUAAUAUCGCGACAAGGACAAGGAAUGAACACAGGAGCAAUUGCUGCGAAAAGUAAAUUGAUGAUCGAUGGUGAUGGUGGCCCAUUUUAGUUUUGUUUUGAAUUUGAUUUUGAAGAUGCCGCGACGCAUACAUUUGAUUUUUUUCUGUAUUUUAUUGGGCGUCAAAUUUGAGAUUUUCAUCACAUCUCAUCGAUGUAUGAGUUUGUAGAAACACAAGGACAACAAGCCCCAUCAAGUUUUCGAAAUGAUGACAAGAAUUCCAUGAAAAGAUCAUCAGCUCGAUACUACCAGCAGGGUUCUAAGAAAAUGAUCGUGUUGUAU
Messenger RNA from Amoebophrya sp. A120, 9153 nucleotides. NCBI's taxonomy places the organism in Eukaryota, Dinophyceae, Syndiniales, Amoebophryaceae. The record is from the annotation of a GenBank genome assembly.